AGUGGCGGGGCGGCCUUUCUGUAUGAGCUCACUUCCCAGGCCCUCCGCCUGCGAGGAGGGUGCGGGCCUGCUAUGUCCGUCGCAGGCAGGCGCUGCUAGUUUCCCCUCCGGUUGAGUAGCGGGGAGUAUGGAGCAGGGGCUGUCCGCUAUUACCCUGUACUGCGCACCAGCUGCCACCGCCGCCACCUGCGCCAUGGACCAGGAGCAGUUGCAUGCAAAUGGCGAUAGAGGUUUUGAGAAUGUGGAACUUGGAGUCUUAGGAAAAAAGAAGAAAAUUCCAAGACGGGUCAUUCACUUUGCAAGUGGAGAAACCAUGGAAGAAUACAGCACAGAUGAAGAGGAAGAUGAGCAGCAGGAGAAAAAAGAUCUCUUGCCUUCUGUUGAUCCAGCAUCACUUACAUGGGGGCCUUACUUAUGGUUUCAUAUGUUAAGAGUUGCCACAUCAACACUCUCAGUGUGUGACUUCCUUGGGGAAAAGAUCGCCUCUGUCUUGGGAAUCAGUACACCAAAAUACCAGUACGCCAUAGAUGAAUAUUACAGGAUGAAAAAAGAGGAGGAAGAGGAGGAAGAAGAGAACAAAAUGUCUGAGGAAGCAGAAAGAAGGUAUCAGGAGGCACAGAACCAGGUGCAGGAAGGGAAUGCUAUUCAGACUGAUCAGCCAGAGGCUGCAACCUGUAAUACUUUUGUCAAUCUAAACUUUGAAACUGAAGGUGACUGCCCACCUGUUGUGGAAAGUAAACAGGACAUCACUCCAGUGUCUGCUUAGAAUGAAAAAACAUUGCAUAAUAAUUCCAUGUUACUUAAUUUGUCAAAGUUUGUAGGUCUGUCUUAUGCAUGUUCAGUGGGAUGUAAUUUAUUUAAAAGUAUGGGGGGGAUUAAUAAUGUCUCUUCAGUCACCAUCUGUCUAAAAAAGGCUAAGACGUUUUGCUUAACCUGUCUAUUAGAUUGUAACAUGAAAUUAAUUUGGUCCUAAACUAACUUCUAUCUAUGCAGAACAAGUAAAAUGUCUUUUUUUCUGAACAUCUGGUGCCUUGUUGACAGGUGUGGACAGAUAACUGUGCUUCUUUGUGUCUUCAGGUUGAUUUUUUAUUUGUAAAUGAAACCUUGGUGGAAGACUGCUAGACUAAAUAGAACUAACUCACAAGGCAUCUUUGUGACUUAGUUUAAUUACCACUAUUGCAUGUGUUUUCAGUCAUACAGUUCAUACCAACGUGGCUUUGUUUAGUACCUGUUAAACUGUUUUCUAGAUGACUUUAUCUUACAAUUUUGUUGUCUUGUAAAUGACUGCCCUAUUAUUGGUUUUCCUAAAGCAUACUGUUACCACUUAGUAGAAAGAAAUUUAAUGUACAGUCAGCUGAAUAUGUAAAUGCUGGCUUUAUUAAUUGUGCUGAGAAGAAAACUCAGCUGAGACUCCAGCAUUCAAAAGCUUUGACAAUUUAUCUCUACUUUGUAAGAUUCUGGAACAGGUGCUAAACUUGCUGAAAACUGGGAGUGAAAAGUGUUUUUUUUUAAGUAUUCUUCAUGAUGCUGGGCUAAGGUCUGCUAAAUUCGUUACUGGUGUUACACUUCUGCAGUACUCUUGCCUAAGCUUAAAAACCAGGCUAAAUUGGUGAUAGGAAUUUAUUUUUUUUGUAUUUAAAUAAGAUCUAUCUAUUAUGGCAAUAGAGAGCAGUUUUCUAGUUGACAAGGUAUUCUAGCUCUAGUACACGGAAACACUUUCUCCAAGACAAUCCUUAACUAAUUUUCACCAAACAGCCACAGGACAAAUGUUUAUAAGUAUAUACAGCAGGAUGCAGAAGGCCUUCAUAAAAAAUUAUGACUGAACUGUUUGUGUCCUGGCUUUCGGUGGGUGGACUGAACUUUUGUUUCUUUAAAACACACUUAAUGAAUUUUAAUUUUGUCUUGAGUCCUUUUACUAAAAACCUAUGCACUUGUAUAAAACAAGAAGGGUUAGGAGGCAGCAGCACAACACACACCCAUACUGUUCUUCAGUGCCUGGGAGAACCAAAAAGACAUGUGGAUAAAUAUGGAAAGGCAGAGAACACACAAAAUUAUUGUCAUCGUUUUCAGGCAGGUGCUCAGAGGAGGAGUACUUUGAGAAGUUUUGCUUAAUUUGAGAAUGUUACAAUAGCUUUAACUAAAGAUAGCUGCAACUAUUUUAUUUAAUUCUAAAGUUUGCAUCCCUCUUUGACUAGAGAAUCAUGCUUGUUUCAUGUCAGCCUUAAACUAUAUAUGUCAAGUCUGUGUUUAAUAUCUUUGUAGAGUGACAAGCCUGAGGCAUCACAGUUAAGAACUGAGUAUUUUGAUUGCCCAGAUCUAGAAUAUUUAAGCUAGCCAAAAUGUGCUUCCCACAUGGAAUGGAGAUGGGCUCACUGUCAUGGAAUUACUCUAGUCAGCUGUGCCUUACCUUUAAUAUUUCUUUUGUGUAUGCAAAUGGUACAGAAGUGUUUCUUGUAAAUGCAUUAAAAUUUUAUAUUUAAUAUAAUUUUAAACAACCGUUGCUAAGAGUCAUUCUUAUAGUGCAGGCAAAAUGCUGUUUGAAAUACGCAGAGAAUGAUGUCGGAGUUGUUCUAAGCCAACAGAUGACAGCACACAGUAGAGUCAAAAGGUAUUUUACUUUUAACUGAGGGUAGUUGGUGGUUUUUCUGAAAUGUUAUAUAUUCACUAUACCCAUCCUUACAAAUACUGUAGAAACCCAGGUAUGACUCCAAGCCCUGUAUAUGUAAGAUCUUG
This is a messenger RNA of Gekko japonicus, 2733 nucleotides long. It is a transcript of the gene FAM177A1, whose product is annotated as family with sequence similarity 177 member A1. The coding region runs from base 128 to 766 and encodes 212 amino acids. The transcript has 5 exons. The record is from RefSeq and is a predicted model, not a curated record. NCBI's taxonomy places the organism in Eukaryota, Metazoa, Chordata, Lepidosauria, Squamata, Gekkonidae.